This is a messenger RNA of Fibroporia radiculosa, 1317 nucleotides long. RefSeq lists its product as uncharacterized. The record is from RefSeq and is a predicted model, not a curated record. The transcript has 6 exons. Lineage: Eukaryota; Fungi; Basidiomycota; Agaricomycetes; Polyporales; Fibroporiaceae. Bases 1 to 1317 code for a protein of 438 amino acids.
AUGAGGGUAACCACAGCGGCGACCAGCUGGUUGACAUUAGGAUUUGUGACUCUUGUUGCGAUACCAACACAAGUGGUUGCAUUACCGUCGUUAGAUCUCACGACCGCAACAACAUAUAUCAGCCAACUUCGAUUGUUCGCGCAGGAUUCGCUUACAUCUGUGUACACGAACUAUGAAGACGACGCCACGACGCUUCCCGCAGACCUCCUGGAGCGUAUCAUCAAUUUUGGCGGGCAAGCACAGCGUUAUGCAGAGCGGCUAAUUGAGUCGACUAUCACAGAAAACGCAGCGCCGGUUGCCAGCCAGGUCCGCCGCGUCCGCAAUGUGCUACACGAUGCCAUUAGUGCCGCGCAUGCUCUAGAGCUCGACCUUCGCGACACGGCCACUGGGCUUCUGGCGUCUUCGAAUAGUCAUUCUCCUGUGUCCGACGAAGCGGUCGUAGACAAAGUGCACACGGAAGGCCUACAGGACCUCAAAAACGGUCUCGAACGGGAGCUCAUGAAGCUCUUCGACGAACUCAAGGCUGAGUUCCCACCACCAGAUCACGCCCCGAGCCACGAGGAGCGCGCAGGCAAUAUUACUGCCGUGUUGAAGCGAGCAGAAGAUGUUAUUGUGCGCUUCAGCGUGGCACGCGGUGUGGACGAGGCUCAUCUCCGCGCACACCUCGACGGCCUACUUCCACACGUGGCGGUCAUUCUGGUCACGACUGGAGACCUCGCGGAGCAACACCCAAUCCUGCUCGAAACCCUCAUAAUCUCUAGCACAUUGCUCAUCGUUCCUGAAUCUUGGUUCCUCCGCCCUGUCCUUGGCCUUUUCGGCUUCGGACCAGCAGGCCCCGUCAAAGGAUCCGCGGCAGCAUGGGCACAGCGUCGCUUCUAUGGAGCAGUGGUAACAAAAGGAAGUUGGUUCGCACACUUGCAAAGGGCGGGUAUGAAGUUCAUAUCAGGACCUGCGAAGAAGACAAUUUUUGGUGCCAUCGGAGCUGGACUAGGGCUUUCCGCAGGGAUAUUGAGAUCCGUUCUGUGCCGGACACCAUUGCCGACACCACGCACAAUAUCCCACGAAUCUGCUGCCAAUGUCGUCGACAUUGCCCUCUGUACGCCCGACCUGCUACUCGUGGGCGAAACAGAUGCCGGGACUUUUCAGGACCUCAUGGAUAAUCCUGAACAGGAGCGCACGAACCAGUUCAGCAAACUCGAGGCUGAGCUGCCCCUGCACGACCAUGCCUUGAGCCACGAGGAACGCGCAGACAAGAUCUCUGGCGCAAGUGGGAGAUGUCUCCACGCGCACCUUGACGAGCUCCUUCGAUCCAUUUGA